AUGCUCCACCGCGCCCUCCCUCGCGCCUGCACCGCCCGUCCCGUCCCGCCGCGAACAGGCCGAGGCUUCGCCCGGGCGUCCCUCCGAGACCCUGGCGUCCCGUCCGCCCCUCGCAUCCUCCAGCAACGCCCCUUCACCGCGCGUCCGUCCGCCUGCUCCGCCUCCUCGUCCUCGUCCGUCCCAGACCCCCCCGCUCCGCCCGUCUCCGAAGCCUCGAUCUCCGCCAAACUCGCACGCAAGUUCCCCGAGGCUAGGGUCCGUGUCGAAGACGUCUCCGGCGGGUGUGGGUCGUUCUUCGUCGUCGAGGUCGUCGAGAAAUCCUUCGAAGGAGUGUCGAUGCUUAAGCAGCACCAGAUCAUUAACCGCACCCUGGCCGACGAUAUCCCGAGGAUCCAUGGCCUUCAGAUUCACACAAGCGUCCCCUCCCAACAACCAUCAUCAUCCUCGUAA
Puccinia triticina is the source of this 450-nucleotide messenger RNA. RefSeq lists its product as uncharacterized. NCBI's taxonomy places the organism in Eukaryota, Fungi, Basidiomycota, Pucciniomycetes, Pucciniales, Pucciniaceae. The record is from RefSeq and is a predicted model, not a curated record. Bases 1 to 450 code for a protein of 149 amino acids. The transcript is spliced from 3 exons.